This is a messenger RNA of Eptesicus fuscus (big brown bat), 5617 nucleotides long. RefSeq names its product tripartite motif containing 44 (gene TRIM44). Lineage: Eukaryota; Metazoa; Chordata; Mammalia; Chiroptera; Vespertilionidae. Gene Ontology annotation, molecular function: zinc ion binding. The record is from RefSeq and is a predicted model, not a curated record. The transcript has 5 exons. Bases 203 to 1240 code for a protein of 345 amino acids.
UCCUCGGCCGGCGGGGGCUGCCCGGAGCUGGCGGCAGCGGCGCCCCAGCCCCAGCCCCUCUCCCGGAUCCCACGCGGCCCAGGCGGGCAGCGCCUCCCUGGGACCGGAUCGGCUGGCAGGAGGACGUGAGGAGCCCGCGGAGCCCAGCGGCGAUCUCCGGGGUGGGGGGGCCCCCCAGGCCCGGCCCUGUCACCGCACCCGCAUGGCCUCCGGAGUGGGCGCGGCCUUCGAGGAGCUGCCGCACGACGGCACGUGUGACCAGUGCGAGCCCGACGAGGCGCCGGGGGCCGAGGAAGUGUGCCGGGAAUGCGGCUUCUGCUACUGCCGCCGCCACGCCGAGGGCCACCGGCUCAAGUUCCCCGGGCACCACCUGGCCCAGUACGUGCACGGCGCCGCCCAGGCCUGGGCCCCCCGAGCCCAGCGGGAAGGCGAGGGGAAGGCCAAGGUGGAGGAGGAGGAGGAGGGCCGCGUAGAGGGCGAGGCGGGGGAGCAGAGCGAGUCCCAGGAAGACAGUGACUCCGAAGAAGAAGAAGAAGAGAGCGAGACGGAGGAAGAGAGUGAGGAGAGCGAGGAAGAGAGCGAAGACGACACUGAGGAAGACAUGGAGGACGAGCAAGAGAGCGAGGCGGAGGAAGACAACCACGAAGAUGGAGAGUCGGAGGCGGAGGGGGAAACCGAGGCAGAGAGUGAAUUUGACCCAGAGAUAGAAAUGGAGGCGGAGAGAGUGGCCCAGAGGAAGUGUCCGGACCAUGGGCUCGAUUUGAGCACCUACUGCCAGGAAGAUAAGCAGCUCAUCUGCGUCCUGUGUCCAGUCAUUGGGGCCCACCAGGGCCACCAACUCUCCACCCUGGACGAAGCCUUCGAGGAGCUGAGAAGCAAAGACUCUGGCGGAUUAAAGGCGGCUAUGAUAGAAUUGGUGGAAAGGUUAAAGUUCAAGAGCUCAGACCCUAAAGUAACGCGGGACCAGAUGAAGGCGUUUAUACAGCAGGAAUUUAAGAAAGUUCAGAAAGUGAUUGCUGAUGAGGAACAGAAGGCCCUUCAUCUAGUGGACAUCCAGGAAGCGAUGGCCACAGCUCAUGUGACUGAGAUUCUGGCAGACAUCCAAUCCCACAUGGACAGGUUGAUGACUCAGAUGGCCCAAGCCAAGGAACAACUCGAUACCUCUAACGAAGCAGCUGAGCCAAAGGCAGAGGGUGACGAGGAUGGACUCAGUGGGGCCAGUGACGAAGAGGAUACAUGAAGACUCGCCAUCCCCAGCGGAGAACCAUUCCUCCCCCCCUGUGUGUGUGACAGCGUGUAUGUAACGGCUUCUGACUCUGUGAAAGCUGCCCGGCAACCAAUGUCCUUCCACCCAUACGUCCCCAGACCCUCAGCGGCCAUAGCUCUCCGGGGAUGCCAGGUGCAUGCUCGCUGACUGUGUGCUUCUCAUUCUUGUGUCGUGGUGGGUUAGGGAAGAGUGCCCCUCGGAUCAGUCAGGAGCAACUGGGAAGGGUCCUUCAGGGAGCCCCUCCAUGGCUGCUUUGAACUGGCUCAGGAAGCCAGCCCCUGGAAUAUUAGGGACCCAGACGUACCUCCUCGCUAGGAAGACUCUGGAAUAACCUCGAAGGGCAGUCAGAAUAUUUUCCCUACCUGCCACCUUAUUCCUAUUGAAGCAUGAAAUCAGUGAGGCAGAGUAGGGCUGGACCCACAUAAAUAGUCUCUAAAAGUCCAGUGCAUUUGUGAAAAGGUGGUUUCGUGAAAUAAGAUGGAUGGUUUAAAAACAGGGUUGGAGAAAGAGUUAAAAUUCAGACAUAUAUAGAGAUAUUUUUAGUACAUGAGGUUAUCCAGGACUUCAGAUUCAUAAUCCAGUGCUGUGGAAAUGAAAAAAAAAAAAAAAAAAGAUUGAAGACUUAGAAAGGAAAUAACAUUAUAAAAAAAAAAAAAAAAAGAGGACCAAAGAGUCUGAUUAAACAUUGAAAUCAGUUUUCUGAACUCAAAUUGCCUGCGUUUCCAAAACAGUCAGUGAAGGAUCUCAUGGACCUGAGUGAUUGGGUGAGUUCUGAGGUUUGAUGAAUUUUGUCACAUGAAAGACUGGGAUGUGUAUUACCAAGUGGGAAUUUUCAAUGUAGGUUUUUGUCCGUCGCUCCCCUCUCCCCCGCCACACACACACACACACACACUUAGCCUAAUGUGGCUUAAAUGCAGUGUGGGGAGAGUCCUUGUCACUCACGAUGUUCUGAAUGGAGCGCUGAGCUUCGUCUCUCAGUAGAUACCCUCCCUGCACGGCAGCCGGAGCCCCUCUGCCCGUGCACUCCCCGCCAGCUCCACCCAGCAUCUCCCCGCCGACCCUCCUCUCUAGUCACGUGAGCAGACACAUCAUGCUCCCAGAUCCCAGCUCCUCACAGCCAGGUUUUCAUGCUCAAAUGAGCAGUGAUGUCCUACGGAAUGCCACGCUGCUGAACACCUGCAUCUUCUGCAGCAUCCGUCUUACUUAGAUAGUUUGGAAUCCAGGGGUGACCUUAUUUUUGGGUAAAACAAACAGUUGUAUCAUGAAGUCAAAUGUCUGGAGACAUCGACGUGGUUAAGGUAAAAUGGGAGCCUCCACAGGAAAUUCUCGUUUGCAGGUGGGAUGUGUGCUCCCUCUCCUUGGCCUUUGGUGUUCAUUUCUGAGAAGGACGACUGGAACUGUCUCCUGGCGUCCCUGGGGCUCCUGCUGACUGGGGCCUACACUUCUGGUGCCUCUGAGGCACCCAAGGAGCCUGCCCUGGGAGACCCCCCUCUUCCUGCCUGCUGCCUGCCUGCCUGACCCCUGGACCCAUUACAUAGCUUUGGGGCCCGCUGACUUUUGUGUGCACAGCAUGGUUUUGAGGCAGAAACAAUACUUACGUGCUGUAGGAAUCCUAUGUAUAUCAUUGUUCAGUUCUGUGCAUGCUACUCAGUGACCAUUCCUUUGGUGCCAGGAGGCUACCAGGCAUGUAAACUCUGGGUUAGGGUUAUCCUAGCUCACUAGAUAUGUCAGGGCUUAUUUAUCAAUUUGAAAGGAGUUUGGGCUGUUAAGGGGGGGAAAGGGUAUUUUUCUCUCAAACUAGUAGCCAAUAAAUGGCCAAGACAAUGGCGCUGUACCUGUCUGCCUGCAAAGGCCGGAGAAUCCCGCAUAACACUGACUACCGCCCCAACCCAUCUGACGAAACGCCCCUUAAAGAAGAACCAAUGGCCUCUUAAAAUAAGAGCUUAAAAACCAGACGAUUAAGAUUUGGAAACUUGUGUUAUCUUCUCCAAAUAAUUCUUUUUCCAUCUCUACAGAGUAGCCUUGUCUUAGCAAUGGACAGGUCACUGGCCUCCUCAUACCUGAGCCCAUGUUACUUUAAAUCGGUAUUUGGGAAACCCAAGCAUUUAUGCAGAGGAUAUGAGGAAAUACGAAGAUGCAUGCCAGCCUGUCUCCAUAAGUGAUCGUAUCCCUGUAGUCCUCAAGAAAAGCACUUCUGCUUUUCCUCAGAGAGGGUUUCAGACUCACUUUAUGAGUUCCUGCUGUCCUCAGCACCUGAUAAAACUUUAAGCAGGGAAGCAUGAAACAGUGCAGCAGCGUCUGCCAGGCUCCCGAGUUCCUGCCGGCAGCGUUGCCAACAUCAGAACGAGGAUGAUUCCUGCAGCGGCCCUGGCUUCCCAGAGCUGCAGCUGCCGGCACCGUGAGGCCCAGCGUGGUGAGGCCUCCCUCCCGCAGGUCCUACACACUGUGCUCCAAGUCCUGUCCUGGCUGCCGCAGGCUCUGCAGAAAUCCCAGGAGAGGGCAUGCAGGCAGGCAGCCAGUGAGCAUCUUCAGGAUGAACUGGGUCCCAACACCAAUGCCUGGCUGCCUUCCAAAUAUCGGGUGUCCGGAGGCCGGGGGGUGGGGGCUUGUUUUUAUUUGAUGUCAUUAAAUUCAGUGCAAUUCCAAGAAAUGCUUGGAGCCUCAGCUCUGACAACCAGGAAGGGAAAUAACCUAUACUGGGGACCAACUACGGACCAGGCCCUGUACUAGGCCCCCGUUCUCAGAUGACGAAGCCGAUUGGGAGUGCAAGACUCACUUGCCUUGACCUACUAGGAAAUAUUGGAGCCGGGUUGUGAGCCCCGCUCUCCCUAACUCUGUGGCCCACGGUCCAUCUCAGUACAGAGGGCGAAAGGCGGCAGCGCCCCCCCUGCAGUGCGACCUCCCACUUGAUGACUUCUUUUUCAGAAUUACAUUGCGUGGCUGUGGUUUGGGCCCAGAAAAGGCAUCAAAGUUGCCUAUUCUUCCACUUCAGCGGGGGCAUUAAGUACAAGUUGCUAAUUGAAGCCCGCCCCCAGGAGCCGUCUCCCGUAAGAAAAGAAUUUCUGGGCCUUCAAGAGUAUGUAGCUUCUCAGCAGCAGUAAAGGGGAAGGGUGUCUGCUGUUAGGAGAGGAAGCCUUCAUGUUUCAGUCACCUCGCCGGGUCUGUGCGUGGCUGACACCUGGUAUGCGUGUGGGCAUCAAGAUAAGUGUAUGUGUAUGUACACACACGCACACAAUGUAAGGACAAAGGGAAUUCAAAGCAGCCCCUCGUGAUUCUGCAUGCCACCGCGAAGGCGUCCACCAGCCCUGAUUACACAUGUCUGCAGACAUGCCGGAGCUUAGGGGCUGACGGGAUGCUAACAGGAGGAGCGGCUCCCUGGCAGAGGUGGCCAGGCCCUAAAGCACUGAGCCCGGGUGGCAGCCCUACUCCGGGUGGUCUAGCGAAAAGGGAAGCCAGCCCAUUCUGGGGGUCUGAGAGUCUGACCCCUCCGGUGAGCCUGUGGGCACAGCUGCCGAAUUCACAACCGGUAGGAGAGGCAGGGCCCCGAGGCCUCUUCCCACCAGAAAACAUUCUCCUGCCUGGAACCCCACACUCACGUGAUGGCUGCUCAGUGCGUGCUUUUUGAUAAAAUCCGUAGCAAUGUUUUUGUGUUUAAAGAAUAAAUCUCAUUGGGGAAGGUCUCGGCCCACCCCAGAGAGCAAAAGAUGGCCCAUGGGGAGACAUCUCAUCGUGUUGUCUGUACCCAGCAUUACCUGCGGCCCCCGCCCCAGCCGAUUCCAAGCGCCAUAAGGCCAGGCAGUUCUGCCCUCCGGGGCCUGCCAGGUAAAACAGUGCCAUUCGGAACUGAGAACACACCAGAAACCGCAGAACAUGCGUCAGAGCAAGAAAAUGGAAAUAAAUUCAGACAGUCGUCCGUCUGCUGGUGUAAAAAAGUGCCACAGAGCCCGGGCUGGGCGUGAUGUGACCUUGAGGGGACAAUAGAUUCAUACUUAAUGGGAGUUAAACCUGACAGGUCUCUCUACAGUGACAGGCGCUACUGCCUGGGUGGGAGAACACGAGCUGCUGGCCUCUGCCUGUUGUCCCGUGCAGUCCCCUCCCUCCUUACUCAUCGUGUCCCCCCCCCACCCCCCCCCCCGGUGGUCUAGUGAAAAGGGAAGUCUGCCAACCGAUUCUGGGGAUCUGUUACGCUAAACAAGGGAGCACUCAAUCUUUCAAGGGAACCACGCGUUUGAGUUAAUGUUUCAGUACAUCAUCUUCAUACUGUAAAUUAUUUUGUAAGAGCGAUUUACCGCCAUCCCAGGAUGUUUGGACUCAGCGCCCCUGUGCAUUUGGAAAUCAAUAAACUAUUAC